Molecule: messenger RNA, 873 nt
Organism: Penicillium chermesinum
Lineage: Eukaryota; Fungi; Ascomycota; Eurotiomycetes; Eurotiales; Aspergillaceae
Product: putative mitochondrial outer membrane protein (Sam35)
Exons: 3
Coding region: 1-873 (290 amino acids)
Biological process (GO): mitochondrion organization
Cellular component (GO): SAM complex
Source: RefSeq, a predicted model, not a curated record
AUGCCUCCUAAAGGCAGUGAGGGCCCAGAGCCAGCCUCUGCCGCUCGUUCAUUCUUCUCAAUCCCAACUCCCAUAAAAGUCCUUUUCGACAAGUUCCCCCUGGUCACCUAUCCCGCGAAUGACAUUCCGCAACGCAUCCCAUCCGAACGACGCGAGAACCAGCUCUUCGUUUUCACCGAUGCCGCAGGCGCGCGUCGAGGAAGACCCUCAUUCAAUCCUCAAUGCCUCAAGUGGCAGGCCUACCUGAAAUUUGUCGGUAUUGACUUCGAGAUUACCGCGUCCAACAACCAUGCCUCGCCGACUGGUGCACUUCCAUUCCUCCUUCCAUCCCUCCCGGCAGGGUCAUCAGAUGCGAUUCCUUCUCACAAGCUGCAGAAAUGGGCAAUUGAGCAAGUCCACUGCGAAGAAGAACAACAGUUAAAUCUCCGUUUCGAAGUUUAUGCUUCUCUCCUCGACCACCGGAUUCGCCAUGCCUGGCUGUACGCACUCUACCUUGACGAGGCCAACUUUAAUGCUGUGGCCCGUCGGCUCUACAUCAAUCCAGCAACAUCCAAUUCGCUUGUACGGACUGCAUUAGAGUUCCAGCUUCAGCAAGCUGCACGCGACGAACUCUUGAAGACGACGCGGUACAUCGAUGUGGCCGAUCUGGAAGGCGACGCGGGCAAUGCAUUCGAAGCUCUUGCCGCAUUAUUAGGAGAGGACGACCACUUCUUUGGCCGGCCCAAUCCCGGUCUUUUCGACGCUAGCGUAUUUGCUUACACCCACCUGAUCCUGGAUGACGAGCUGGGGUGGAAGCAAAAUCGACUGGCUCAAAUGCUGCGGAAGCACAACAAUCUUGUACAACAUCGAGAAAGACUACUACGAUUUUUCUAG